AUGGAGACCAGCACGCUCACACUCGAGGCGCACGCGCCGGCGUGGAGACACGUGCCGAGCGGAUCUCGACUGACAUCAUCUACAUUACCUUCGGCAGCAAGAGCUCCCGACAACCAGAGUCUGACACCUCCCUCACGCUCCUCUGACACUCAUGCUUUCAAGAUACUCACUGCUACUGACAUCAAAUCUCUCGAGGAAGCAGUGGAGCUGGUGACAGACUGCUAUCAGGACUACAUGACAAGGAAUGACGUCUGCUUACCAGCGGCCAAACUACUACACAGGCUCCGUAUCCGAUCAUGUCUGGAUAUAGGUAUGGUCUUCGCGCUGAUCCAUCGGGAAACAGGCACGAUGGACAGUAUAGCGUGCGUUAUUCCAGCUGGGAAGAGCAUCACCCAAGCGAAGCACUACGCACAAGGCUUGAAGUCUUGCCGCCACUUCAUGCACCUGCCUGACGACAUCACCGAGCUAUAUGCCGGUCAAUCACUCAGGCUGGGCUCCCUGAAGACGCAUACGGCGAGAAAGAAUGGAGAGACCUUGACCGCCUCGACCUCCUUGCUACCCGGGACGAAGCAAGUUGCCGAGGUAUCGGACUCGCCACUGACCUGCUCCAAGCCUGCAAGAUGUACGCCGCUGCCAGGGGCACUGACAUUGGCUUAUUCGCGGAGACUCAGCUACUCGAAGGCUUCUACACGCGGAAUGGGUUCAGCACGAUCCACAGAGAUGGACAGGGCAGCUGGAGAGCAAUGGUUCUGCGCAAUGACACAACUACUGACUGCGCAUGAGUCUCCAUGCGCAGGAGUGGACGAGCGCCAGAACACCACAUGGCUGCACCAUGCUUCGCUGGGUGCACAUCUACAGGAACGGCAGAUAGACCCUACAGCGGGCAUCUUGAUGACUGACCAUGAUGUGAUUUGA
Dioszegia hungarica is the source of this 915-nucleotide messenger RNA. RefSeq lists its product as uncharacterized. The transcript is spliced from 6 exons. The coding region runs from base 1 to 915 and encodes 304 amino acids. The record is from RefSeq and is a predicted model, not a curated record. Lineage: Eukaryota; Fungi; Basidiomycota; Tremellomycetes; Tremellales; Bulleribasidiaceae.